UCGUGCGUUCACUGACAGAAGUCUCACAACAGAGCUUCUCUCUAUCCAACAACGAAAAUAAACAAAUCUAACCUACACUGUUUUGUUGCAAUCAGUGAGCAACAAUACAAGUGCCAGUCAUUUGAUUCAUCAGAAAAAUUACUGCUGGUUAUGAGGAGAGAUCAAGAAAAGAACCUGUGCACCUAUGGACUGUAGGUAGGGAAUGCAAAGCAUUUGACAGGAACAUGGAUGGCAUAUACGGUCUUCUUGGGAUGUUGCUUGGAGAUGCGGGAGAAGACACAAGUGCGACCUUGUUAUCGCUGAGCACUUCAGUGGAUAACUGCUCCGCAAUGAGACAGUCGGGAUGUCUUCCUCUUCUAAUCCAAUUGAUUCAUACGCCGGAGCAGAGUCCCAAAGUGCGAACAGGUGCUUCCAAAGCACUCUACAAUAUUGUCAGAGCUACCCAGCAUCAAGAUGAGGAUAAUCAAGAGCUCCAGAUACUAGAGUUGAUUCAGCAAUUGAGAGAAUACAGUCGAUCCUUGAGGAAUGAGGAGGAAGAAGAAGAAGAAGAAGAGGCGGAGGAGGAAUCAUCAUCAUCAUCGUCAUCAUUGAGGCACCCAAUCCCAGCAAUGUCCUUUCUAUUCAAAUUAUCAUUCAUCGAGACACAUCGAAAUACUAUAAGCCUACUGGGUGGUCUUCAUGCAAUAGCAGAGGUCAUAGAGGUAGACCACAGUAUUCAUGGCUCAUCGAGUGACGAUCCCAAUUGUUUAGCUCUUCGUCGUUACGCAGGAAUGAUUUUGACUGUUUUAACAUCAAACGAUAGUAAGAAUAACAGUUUCCUCUGCUCAUGCAGUGGAUUUGUGAAGGCUUGGGUGGAGCAGUUGAAGAGCUCCAACGAGGAUCUCCAUCACGUGACAGCAAGUGUCUUCAGAAAUUUGUCGUGGAGAGCUGAUUCUAAUUCCAAGAGAGUUUUACGUGAAAUGGGCUCGGUGUCACACUUGACACGAGUUGCAAUGCAAACACGACGAGAAUCAACAUUGAAGUCAGUACUUUCGGCACUUUGGAAUUUAUCGGCACACUGUGCCAGCAAUAAAGUUGACAUAUGUGCUGUUGAUGGAGCCCUAGAAUUCCUCAUCGAUAUGUUGCUUUUCAAGGGGCCAUCGAAAAGGCUGGCUAUAAUCGAGAAUGCCAGUGGCAUAAUCAGGAAUGUUUCUAGCCAUGUAGCAAUUGAGGAAAAAUAUCGGCAAAUAUUGAGGAAUAAAAAUGGCCUGCAUAUUUUAGUCAAACUUCUGACCUCUCCAAGUCUGAUUAUUGUGAAUAACGCUUGCGGCACUCUUUGGAAUUUAUCAGCUCGUUGUACGAAGGAUCAGAAAACACUCUGGACACUGGGAGCAGUGCCAAUACUUCAAAAUCUUGUACAAUCAAAACACAAAAUGAUCUCAACAGGUGCAUCUCAUGCUUUGAAAAAUCUUCUAACAGCAAAAGAUGGACAUAAUAAUGCCUUCCAAUUGACUCCUCCAGUUAAUACUAAUUCCGGUGUAACGAAAACUGAUACAGCCUUGAAGCCACAGGAAUCACAUGCACCAAUUGUCGAAGCAACGGUUGAGAAUAAUCCAAAUGCGAGUUCCGAGAGUGAUCCUCCCUUGUCGGAUAAAGCCUGGAAUCAACAUUUCUCCAGACCCCCAUCGAGUCCCCUGGGGGAUGAAGAGCCCAUCCAAUCGAACAAUUCCUUCGAUGAGUCUGGGUCGAAUGAACCUCAAAAUGAGAAAAGAAAGGGAUCACCGCUGAUGGAGAUUUGCCGGUAG
Diachasma alloeum is the source of this 1784-nucleotide messenger RNA. RefSeq names its product adenomatous polyposis coli protein-like. Gene Ontology annotation, molecular function: gamma-catenin binding; beta-catenin binding; microtubule binding. Bases 225 to 1784 code for a protein of 519 amino acids. Gene Ontology annotation, cellular component: beta-catenin destruction complex; cytoplasmic microtubule; catenin complex. NCBI's taxonomy places the organism in Eukaryota, Metazoa, Arthropoda, Insecta, Hymenoptera, Braconidae. The record is from RefSeq and is a predicted model, not a curated record. The transcript is spliced from 4 exons. Gene Ontology annotation, biological process: pattern specification process; nervous system development; positive regulation of protein catabolic process.